Molecule: messenger RNA, 2867 nt
Organism: Terrapene triunguis (Three-toed box turtle)
Lineage: Eukaryota; Metazoa; Chordata; Testudines; Emydidae
Gene: HSPA4
Product: heat shock protein family A (Hsp70) member 4
Exons: 19
Coding region: 291-2816 (841 amino acids)
Biological process (GO): protein folding
Cellular component (GO): cytosol; nucleus
Molecular function (GO): ATP binding; ATP-dependent protein folding chaperone
Source: RefSeq, a predicted model, not a curated record
CCCGAGGGAAUCUCGCGAGAGGCUUUCCCUCCAACCUCCACGCUCCCCUCCUCCUCCGACAGGACGGGAUCUUUCGAGAUCUCUCCCCCUCCCCCGAGUGGAGGCUGCCGGAGCCGCUGCUCAUUUAAACGGGCUGAGUGGGCUGCGUGCGCACUAGUGAGGCGCAGGCGCCGGACGGGACCGAGCCAGACGCUUCAGCCAGCCUUCCCGUGCUCCUCAGCCGUUCGGUCUUUGCCCGGCGCCCUCGGCUCGUCUCCCGGAUCCCUCCUCAGCCCAUCUCCGGCCGCAGCAUGUCGGUGGUGGGCAUCGAUCUGGGCUUCCAGAGCUGCUAUGUAGCCGUGGCCCGGGCGGGAGGCAUCGAGACCGUCGCCAACGAGUACAGCGACCGCAGCACCCCGUCAUGUGUAGCCUUUGGACCCAAGAAUCGUUCAAUUGGAGCUGCAGCUAAAAGCCAAGUUAUUUCAAAUGCAAAGAAUACUGUACAAGGUUUUAAAAGAUUUCAUGGCCGUGCAUUCUCAGAUCCCUUUGUUCAAGCUGAAAAAGAUAACCUGGCAUAUGAACUUGUCCAGCUGCCAACAGGGUCAGCUGGCAUCAAGGUUAUGUAUAUGGAAGAAGAACGAAACUUCACCAUUGAGCAGGUGACAGGAAUGCUCCUCACCAAACUAAAAGAAACUGCUGAGAAUGCCCUUAAGAAGCCUGUAGUUGACUGUGUUGUUUCUGUUCCUUGUUUCUAUACAGAUGCAGAGAGGAGAUCUGUGAUGGAUGCGACGCAGAUUGCUGGCCUCAACUGCUUGCGACUAAUAAACGAAACUACUUCAGUUGCUCUUGCAUAUGGAAUCUAUAAACAAGACCUGCCUGCCCUAGAAGAGAAGCCAAGAAACGUUGUUUUUGUUGAUAUGGGACAUUCUUCAUAUCAAGUUUCAGUAUGCGCAUUCAACAAAGGAAAACUGAAAGUUCUUGCUACAGCAUUUGACACCACACUUGGUGGCAGGAAGUUCGAUGAAAUGUUAGUUAACUAUUUUUGUGAAGAAUUUGGGAAAAAAUAUAAAUUGGACAUCAAAUCAAAGAUUCGUCCAUUGCUGAGACUAUUUCAGGAGUGUGAGAAACUGAAGAAGCUGAUGAGUGCUAAUGCCUCUGAUCUCCCAAUGAACAUAGAAUGCUUCAUGAAUGAUAUUGAUGUUUCUGGAACUAUGAACAGGGGCAAAUUUUUAGAGAUGUGUGAUGGUCUCUUAGCUAGAGUAGAACCACCUCUUCGCAGUGUUCUGGAACAAGCUAAGUUAAAGAAGGAGGAUAUUUAUGCAGUAGAAAUAGUUGGUGGUACUACAAGAAUCCCUGCUGUAAAGGAGAGAAUCAGUAAAUUUUUCGGUAAAGAAGUCAGUACAACUUUGAACGCAGAUGAGGCCGUUGCACGAGGCUGUGCAUUGCAGUGUGCUAUUUUGUCCCCGGCUUUCAAAGUGAGAGAAUUUUCUAUCACAGAUUUGGUACCGUACCCUAUUUCUUUAAGAUGGAAUUCACCAGCAGAGGAAGGGUUAAGUAACUGUGAAGUUUUCCCCAAGAAUCAUGCAGCUCCAUUCUCCAAGGUCCUCUCAUUCUUCAGAAGGGAGCCUUUCACUCUUGAGGCCUACUAUACUUCUCCCAAGGAGUUGCCUUACCCAGAUCCUGCUAUAGCUCAAUUUUUGAUUCAAAAGGUCAUGCCACAAACAGAUGGAUCCAGUUCAAAAGUGAAGGUCAAAGUCAGAGUAAACAUCCAUGGUAUUUUCAGUGUUUCCAGUGCAUCUUUAGUAGAGGUUCACAAAUCUGAUGAGAAUGAAGAGCCCAUGGAAACAGACCAGCAUGCGAAAGAGGAAGAGAAGAUGCAAGUAGACCAGGAGGAGCAACAAAAGAAUGAAGAGCAGCCGCAAGCGCAAGCUGACAGUAAGGCAGAGUCUGAAGAAAUGGAGACAUCUCAGGCUGGAUCAAAAGACAAGAAAAUGGAUCAACCUCCUCAAGCCAAGAAGGCUAAAGUAAAGACUAGUACAGUGGACCUUCCCAUUGAGAAUCAGUUGCUGUGGCAGAUAGGGAAGGAUAUGCUGAACUUAUUCAUUGAGAAUGAGGGUAAAAUGAUCAUGCAGGAUAAACUGGAGAAAGAGCGGAAUGAUGCCAAGAAUGCAGUGGAGGAAUAUGUGUAUGAUAUGAGAGACAAGCUCUGUGGCUUGUAUGAGAAAUUCGUUAGUGAAGAUGAUAGAAAUAGUUUCACUUUGAAACUGGAAGACACUGAAAAUUGGCUGUAUGAAGAUGGUGAAGACCAACCCAAACAAGUUUACAUUGAUAAACUAACUGAACUCAAGUCUCUGGGUCAGCCUAUUCAGGCACGGUUUCAAGAAUCAGAGGAAAGACCAAAAGCAUUUGAGGAUCUGGGGAAGCAAAUACAACAGUAUAUGAAAGUUAUUCAUGCAUUCAAAGCAAAGGAUGAACAGUAUGACCAUUUAGAUGCAGCAGAUAUGGUAAAAGUGGAGAAGAGUGUAAGUGAAGCUAUGGAAUGGAUGAACAAUAAGCUUAAUCUUCAGAACAAGAGAAGUCUUACUUUGGACCCCGUUAUAAAGACUAAGGACAUCCAAGCUAAAACUAAAGAAUUGACAGGUAUCUGCAAUCCUAUAGUCACAAAACCAAAACCCAAGGCAGAAAUCCCUAAAGAGGAGCAAAAUCCAGCUGAACAGAAUGGACCAGUAGAAGGCCAGGGAGAUGCCAACAUAGGGUCCCAGCCUGCUGAACAGGGCACUAAUACAACUGCUCCAACAGCUACAGAAAAGAAACUCCCAGAAAUGGACAUUGACUGAAUGUCAGCACUUGUUUAUAUUACAAACUACAAUAAAGCUUUAAAUUGUCAA